UCCCCUUGGUUCCCAGGUGCCAUGAGGAAGCCGCGCCAGAAGUCGCGGCAGAAUGCCGAGAGCCGGCGUUCCCCAUCCCCAUACAGUCUGAAGUGCUCACCCACCCGGGAGACCCUGACAUACGCCCAGGCCCAACGGAUCGUGGAGGUGGACAUUGAUGGACGCCUGCAUCGUAUCAGCAUCUACGACCCGCUGAAGAUCAUCACAGAGGAUGAGCUGACGGCACAGGAUAUCACCGAAUGCAACAGUAACAAGGAAAACAGCGAGCAGCCGCAGUUCCCCGUCAAGUCCAAAAAGCCCUCGUGCAAGGGCAAGAAGAAGGACUCCUGCUCCAAGCAUGCAUCCGGCACUUCCUUCCACCUCCCACAGCCCAGCUUCCGCAUGGUGGACUCAGGCAGCCAGCCAGAAGCCCCUCCGCUGCCUGCUGCCUACUACCGCUACAUUGAGAAGCCACCUGAAGACCUGGAUGCAGAGGUAGAGUAUGACAUGGACGAGGAAGACCUGGCCUGGCUGGAUAUGGUUAAUGAGAAGCGGCGGGUAGAUGGGCACAGCUUGGUGUCGGCAGACACUUUUGAGCUGCUGGUGGACAGACUGGAGAAGGAGUCAUACUUGGAGAGUCGUAGCAGUGGGGCCCAGCAGUCACUCAUUGAUGAAGAUGCCUUCUGUUGCGUGUGUCUGGACGAUGAAUGCCACAACAGCAAUGUCAUUCUUUUCUGCGACAUCUGCAACCUGGCUGUUCACCAGGAGUGCUACGGUGUCCCCUACAUCCCUGAGGGUCAGUGGCUGUGCCGCUGCUGCCUGCAGUCUCCCUCCCGGCCUGUGGAUUGUGUCCUUUGUCCCAACAAGGGUGGUGCAUUCAAACAGACCAGUGAUGGGCACUGGGCCCAUGUGGUGUGUGCCAUCUGGAUCCCUGAAGUUUGCUUCGCUAACACCGUGUUCCUGGAGCCCAUUGAGGGCAUUGACAACAUCCCACCUGCCCGCUGGAAACUAACCUGCUAUAUCUGCAAGCAGAAGGGACUGGGUGCAGCCAUCCAGUGCCAUAAGGUGAACUGCUACACGGCUUUCCACGUAACAUGUGCACAGCGGGCUGGCCUCUUCAUGAAAAUCGAGCCCAUGCGUGAGACCAGCCUCAACGGCACCAUCUUCACAGUGCGCAAGACUGCCUAUUGUGAGGCCCACUCGCCACCCAGUGCUGCCCCUGCUCGGCGGAAGGGUGACUCCCCCAGAAGCCUGAGUGAGGCUGGAGAUGAGGAAGGACUGAAGGAAGGUUGUGGGGAGGAGGAAGAGAAGGAAGAGGUGGAAGAGGAGGAUGAAGAUGAAGCCCAGGGCGGGUCAGGUGGUCUGCAUAAGGGAGUAUCCAAGAAGAACAAGGUGACUUUGAAGCAAAAGAUCAAGAAGGAGCCGGAGGAACUGGGCCGAGACACACCCUUCACUGUCCCUAUGGUCACUGUCCCACAGAUUCCUUCUUACAGGUUGAACAAGAUCUGUAGUGGUCUCUCCUUUCAGAGGAAAAACCAGUUCAUGCAGCGGCUUCACAACUACUGGCUGUUGAAGCGGCAGGCACGGAAUGGCGUCCCCCUCAUCAGGCGCCUGCACUCCCACCUGCAGUCCCAAAGAAAUGCCGAGCAGCGAGAGCAGGAUGAGAAGACGAGCGCGGUGAAGGAAGAGCUGAAAUAUUGGCAGAAGCUCCGGCAUGACCUGGAGCGGGCACGGCUGCUGAUUGAGCUGAUUCGGAAGAGAGAGAAACUCAAGAGGGAACAGGUCAAGGUCCAGCAGGCUGCCAUGGAGCUGGAGCUGAUGCCAUUCAAUGUUCUGCUGAGGACAACAUUGGACUUGCUGCAAGAAAAGGACCCUGCGCACAUCUUUGCCGAACCUGUCAACCUGAGUGAGGUUCCAGAUUACCUGGAAUUCAUAUCCAAGCCAAUGGAUUUUUCUACUAUGAGGCAGAAGCUGGAAUCCCACCUGUACCGCACCUUGGAGGAGUUUGAGGAGGACUUUAACCUUAUAGUUACCAACUGCAUGAAGUAUAAUGCUAAAGACACAAUUUUCCACCGAGCAGCUGUCCGCCUGCGGGACCUAGGGGGGGCCAUUCUUCGGCAUGCCCGGCGGCAGGCAGAGAACAUCGGCUAUGACCCAGAGAGGGGCACCCACCUGCCCGAGUCUCCCAAAUUGGAGGACUUUUACCGCUUCUCCUGGGAAGACGUGGACAACAUCCUCAUCCCAGAGAACCGGGCCCAUUUGUCCCCAGAGGUGCAGCUGAAGGAGCUGCUGGAGAAACUGGACCUGGUGAGUGCCAUGCGGUCUAGCGGGGCCCGGACCCGCCGUGUCCGCCUGCUGCGCCGGGAGAUCAAUGCCCUUCGACAGAAGCUGGCACAGCCACCACCACCACCGCUGCCAUCACUCAACAAGACUGUGUACAAUGGGGACUUACCAGCAGGGUCCCAGGGGGAUGUGGCUGUGCUGGAGCAGGCCCCGCAGGAGGAGCCAGAAGACGAUGGGGACAGAGAUGAAUCCAAACUGCCUGCCCCACCAACCCUUGAGCCCACUGGACCCGCACCUUCCUUGUCUGAGCAAGAAUCCCCUCCAGACCCCCCCACUCUGAAACCCAUCGAUGAUAGCAAACCUCCAAGCCGAUUCCUCAAGCCCAGAAAGGCAGAAGAAGAUGACCUUUCGGAAAAGUCACCGAUGCAGCUAGGGAGUGAGCCCUUGCAGUGCCUGCUAAGUGAUAAUGGCAUCAACAGACUGUCCCUCGUGGCCUCCGAUACUCCCACUGGCGCCCCACUCAGUGGUGUGGGCCGCCGCACCUCAGUCCUCUUCAAGAAGGCCAAGAAUGGGGUCAAGCUACAGAGGAGCCCAGAUGGAGCCCUGGAGAACGGCGAGGACCACAGUGCCACGGGCUCGCCUGCCUCCCCCGCCAGCAUCGAGGAGGAACGGCAUUCCAGGAAGCGGCCGAGGAGCAGGAGCUGUAGUGAGAGUGAAGGGGAGAGGUCUCCCGAGCAGGAGGAAGAGACAGGAGUGACCAAUGGCUUUGGAAAACACACAGAAAGCGGGUCUGACUCGGAAUGUAGUUUGGGUCUCAGUGGUGGCCUGGCAUUUGAAGCUUGCAGUGGUCUGACACCUCCUAAACGUAGCCGUGGGAAGCCAGCUUUGUCUCGAGUGCCCUUCCUGGAAGGUGUGAAUGGAGAUUCUGACUACAACAGCUCAGGCAGAAGCCUCCUGAUGCCCUUUGAAGACCGCGGAGACCUGGAGCCCCUGGAGCUGGUGUGGGCCAAGUGCCGAGGCUAUCCUUCCUACCCUGCCUUGAUCAUCGAUCCCAAGAUGCCCCGGGAGGGCCUCCUGCACAAUGGUGUCCCCAUCCCUGUCCCCCCACUGGAUGUGCUGAAGCUGGGAGAGCAGAGACAGGCCGAGGCUGGAGAGAAGCUCUUCCUUGUCCUCUUCUUUGACAACAAGCGCACCUGGCAGUGGCUCCCAAGAGACAAAGUCCUGCCUCUGGGUGUGGAAGACACAGUGGACAAGCUUAAGAUGCUAGAAGGCCGCAAGACAAGCAUCCGCAAGUCUGUGCAGGUGGCCUACGACCGGGCGAUGAUCCACCUGAGCCGCGUCCGGGGGCCCCACUCCUUCGUCACCUCUAGCUACCUGUAAGGGGGGCCUGGCCUGCCUCUGCUGCCCUGCCUCUCUCCAUGGGCCGUGGAGAAGCCUCCUCCUGCCAGAUGCCUGGAUAGCAGCUUCCCCUUCCACUGAAGGCCAGACUCUGGGCUGUGACCUUGCCAAGGGCACCCCCCCCCCUAGUUUUGACCCACUGCAUGGCUUUCCUGGCAGGCCUGCUGUGUGCCAAAAACUCCCACCUGAGCUCUCUUAGGGACUAAUUCACUGAAGAACCAGUUAGAAGUAGAAACAGUGGUGAGAUUUGGGCCUACCCCAGAGGUAUAUCGGCCUCAGGAGGCAACGGCCCUGGGCUCUAUCCCAAAGGGGUGUCUGGCCCGCCCUACCCUGCUCCCAACUAACUAUGCCUCAGGGCAAGCGAGCGAGCGAGGCUCUGACACUGAGCCCAGAGGUGCUGUGGGUACACUCAGUCCUGUGGGAGAGCUCACCGAGCUCCCACCCGUCACCCAUUCAUACUUCGUGUCCUGCCCAUCCUCCGCACCUCUGCUCGGUCUCUGCCCAUGUUCCUUUCCAUACUUUCUCUUGUGCCAAACUGACAGAAACCAUCCCCAUGUUAGUCCUUGUUUCUUUCUAUGUCUCAUUCCCUUUGAGACCAGCUGCUAUGCUAGGUGGGUGCCUCCGCCUGGCUUCUCCCGGCCAGGGGCAGAGGCCAGCCUACCGCUCGGGUGACCCCUCCACCAGCACGCCCCUUUCCCUGCUUACCCAGCCGCUGCAGACACAUGGCUGCAGCUUGGCUGUGAGAGCUUACCCCCUUGAUUGAGGCUGGGCCCUCCUGCCCGCUCCCUGUCUUGCUGAGAGACAGCCUAAAGCUGGGCCUGCUCUUGUUAGCAGACGAGGCUGGUCGUGGCUGUGUCCGUCUGUCCACUGGGAUGCUGAGGGUUGUUGGGUUGGCGCGUGACCUUUAAUUGGGUCUGCCCCCUUCUCGUCUUGUGGAACUGCAGCUUCGGUCUCACCGUCUACCACCGCAGAUGCUGUGGGGCCCACAGUCCAGCAUCAUCCCUCCAUCCUCCCGUCCUGCCCGCCUCGCCUCUACUGUGCCCGCUUCCAAACCAGGGAAUGCCGCGCUUUGCUUCUAAUUCUCUGCCCCCUUCCCUCUUCUCCCCAAACUCCUUCCCCACCUUUACCUUCUCAAAAACGGAAGGAAAAAAAACUGUGAAACAGGGAAUGCUGACUGACAAACCAACACAACUUUCAGAGGCUUCCAUGUCUGUUCUCUGGAUGUUUCUUUUCACCUCUUAUGCACCAAAGUCACAGGGCCAGGUUGCAGGCCACUGAUCGCCAUGUUGAUUUUUAACCUGAUGUUCUUUUUAAUUAUUUUAGAUUUUCAUAGGGGAGUUUUGGACAAAACAAAGUCACGGGGGAAAUCACUGCCAUUUUUACACACUCAACUUUUUAAAAAUACAGCCAACCACCACCACUUCUUAUACAUUUGGGACAUGAGCCAGAGUUUAAAAGGGAACCAACAAAACUCAACAUAAAGGAAUGAGGUUUUGGAUUUUGUACAAUAAUACAAAUACAAUAGCGCAUAUGGCUAGGGAAGGACAUGGUGUAUAUAAUUGUAAAAUACUGUUCUAAAUUAUUCAGGCUUAUAGUUUCCAUUACUGGAGUCCUCCAUUGUGUGACUGAGUAUUUUAAAUGCGCACAGUGUGGUUUAUUUAAAGGAGCCAGUGUGCCCCCCCUCCCUGGGUAGUUGGUCGGCUGUGGACUCUAUGACCUUCGUCUCAACCUGUGUUGUAAGAUCUCGGGGCUCUCUCUCUCUCUCUCUCUCUCUCUCUCUCUCUCUCUCUCUCUCUCGUUCUCUCUCUCUUUCUUUCUGUGUCAAUCUCUUCCCUCUACUGCCCCACCCGCCAAAAUACUUUCUGAAUACUUUCUUAGUCUUUUUUUCCCCCAUCUCUUUGAAUCUUUCUGUCUCUCUCUGAGUCUCAUUUUUAAAACUGCUCUUUUAGAACGGGAACCGACUCAGAUCCUGCUGUGGCGUGGGGCCUAUGUGUCUCAGUCGCGUCUGCUGUGAAGCACACGAUGCUCUAUUUAUUGUAGAAAGUGACUUUAUUUGCUUUCUAGAAUUGUUUAUAACAGAUGGUAUAAGAGAGGUAAUAAACAGAGAAAAAUCUAUGCUUGUAAAGAAUACAAAAGUUAAUUUUACCUACUAUAAUAUGACUGUCUGAAACUUAUUUUCUCUCUGAGAAAUAAAUGUUCUA
Molecule: messenger RNA, 5861 nt
Organism: Condylura cristata (star-nosed mole)
Lineage: Eukaryota; Metazoa; Chordata; Mammalia; Eulipotyphla; Talpidae
Gene: BRPF3
Product: bromodomain and PHD finger containing, 3
Exons: 12
Coding region: 22-3642 (1206 amino acids)
Biological process (GO): regulation of transcription by RNA polymerase II
Cellular component (GO): MOZ/MORF histone acetyltransferase complex
Molecular function (GO): protein binding
Source: RefSeq, a predicted model, not a curated record